AUGGUGUCAACAAAUUCACAAAAUCAUGACAAUGAAAAAUCAUCAGAACGUAUUAACGUAAAAAACAUAAAUGAAUAUUUAGGAAAUUUUCUUGAAACAUCACAACCAACUUAUGAUCCAAAAAUAAUUGAAAACAAUUCUCAACCAUUUUCUAAUAAAAUUACAGACGAACCUACACAAAAAAAAUCUCAAUUCACAUCUUUUUUAGAAUUCUUUAAACCACCAAUUCAUCUUACAGAUAUUUUUAAUUCAAAUUCUAUAACAAAUAUUAUUGAAUAU
Molecule: messenger RNA, 279 nt
Organism: Dentiscutata erythropus
Lineage: Eukaryota; Fungi; Glomeromycota; Glomeromycetes; Diversisporales; Gigasporaceae
Source: the annotation of a GenBank genome assembly